Molecule: messenger RNA, 791 nt
Organism: Scomber japonicus (chub mackerel)
Lineage: Eukaryota; Metazoa; Chordata; Actinopteri; Scombriformes; Scombridae
Product: N-alpha-acetyltransferase 25, NatB auxiliary subunit-like
Exons: 8
Biological process (GO): N-terminal peptidyl-methionine acetylation
Cellular component (GO): NatB complex; cytoplasm
Molecular function (GO): protein binding; protein-N-terminal amino-acid acetyltransferase activity
Source: RefSeq, a predicted model, not a curated record
GGUAAACUCCACCAUGGCGGCGAGAGGCCAUGUGCAAGACCCCAACGACAGGCGGCUCAGACCAAUAUACGAUUAUCUUGAUAAUGGCAACAAUAAGAUGGCGAUACAGCAGGCGGAUAAACUGCUGAAGAAACAUAAAGAUCUGCAUUGUGCCAAGGUCCUAAAGGCCAUCGGUCUUCAGAGGACCGGGAAGCAGGAUGAAGCUUUCUCUUUGGCCCAGGAAGUGACGACUCUGGAGCCCACCGAUGACAACUCGUUACAGGCUCUGACCAUCCUGUACAGAGAGAUGCAUCGCCCGGAGCUGGUCACCAAACUGUACGAAGCUGCGGUGAAGAAGGUUCCUCUCAGCGAGGAGUAUCACUCUCACCUGUUCAUGGCCUACGCUCGAGUGGGAGAGUACAAGAAGAUGCAGCAGGCAGGAAUGGCUUUGUAUAAAAUCGUCCCCAAGAAUCCGUAUUACUUCUGGUCUGUCAUGAGUCUGGUGAUGCAGGCCGUCUCCGCACAAGAUGAAAAACUGGCCCAGACGAUGUUUCUUCCUCUGGCUGAACGCAUGGUGGAGAAAAUGGUCAAAGAGGAGAAGAUAGAAGCAGAAGCAGAGGUGCAGCUGUAUUAUAUGAUCCUGGAGCGUUUGGGGAAGUGUGUCGAGGCUCUGGAUGUGAUCAGAGGUCCACUCGGAGAGAAGCUGACCAGCGAGCUGCAGAGCCGAGAAAACAAAUGUAUGAUGCUUUAUCAGCGGCUGCAGCGCUGGCCCGAGUUGCAACGCUCUGGCUCACAAGCUGCUGCUCAAAAAA